Molecule: messenger RNA, 2322 nt
Organism: Opisthorchis viverrini
Lineage: Eukaryota; Metazoa; Platyhelminthes; Trematoda; Opisthorchiida; Opisthorchiidae
Exons: 9
Molecular function (GO): methyltransferase activity
Source: RefSeq, a predicted model, not a curated record
AUGCGUGUGCUGGAGUUGUACUCAGGAAUUGGUGGAAUGCAUUGUGCCUUCAAAAGUUAACAUUUCUGUAGUGUCUCAACUAGACUUUCAGGUGGUUGCGGCAAUUGAUAUCAAUGACACAGCCAAUCGCGUCUACCGCGCCAACUUUUCACACACCCACGCCCCCAACAGGGUAUUGGAAAGUUUAUCAAUAGAGGAGGUGACAUCAUUCACUGCCGACAUGUGGAGUAUGAGCCCUCCUUGUCAACCCUUCACGCGCCUUGGUAAUCAGAAGUAUGAAGAGGACAACCGAAGUACUUCUUUCUUCUACGUCCUCGGUCUCAUUGCUGCGAUCCGACCGAAAUUCAUCUUGCUAGAAAACGUCAAGGGGUUCGAGCAUACAGAACCGUGGCGCCAGUUCUUAAAAGUGUUACACAAUUGCGGAUAUCGGUAUCAGCAAUUUCUGCUCACCCCGUUACAAUUCGGUGUUCCCAAUUGCCGUUUGCGAUAUUACUUGGUGGCGAGCUCUUCCUCAGACAGUGCUUCUUCUGGAUUGUUCGCACCACACGUACACGACUCGAGCCACGCCAACACCAUUCAUAUCGUUCCCCCAGCGGACCUACCUCCACUUCCCGGUUGCGAGUGCCCUGUUUGUCUCGGUCAUGUGAAUCAUAUAACCAAACCGGACGAGAACUUCGACGAGUACCUACCGUACUGCCGACCGAUUUCAGACUACCUUACUCAACACCAACAACACUCAAACUUAGACUUUUUGGACGAUAGCUGCUUGAGACGAUAUUUUCACGUCCUGGACAUUGUUCGUCCUUGUGAUCAUAAGUCCCGUUGUUUCACAAAAGGCUACCAAAAACGGAUUGAAGGCACGGGCUCUGUCCUACAGACUGCGACAGACCCUCUGACAGGUGAAGAAAUCAACGCCCAAUGGAUAACUGCCCGAAGUGACCCAGAAACUCAGAUGUCCCUUGCAAAACGCUUGCAGUUACGCUUUUUCCACUCUCGCGAAGUGGCAAACCUCUUAUGUUUUCCCCAGACUUAUACUUUUCCAGAAGACGUCACCGAAAAGCAGCGCAUCCGCCUCCUAGGCAAUAGUGUUAACGUCCUAGUCGUGGCCCACCUAAUUCACUGGGCGUUCGGCGGUUUCUCUGCGCAAAAGACUGACUGACUUCUACCAGCAAUUCUUUUGUGAAUAAAUUGUGAAUACACAGCAAAUGUAUUCUACUGGAUGGGAAUCAGGGGUGUGAUUUUGUUAAUGGUUCUUGCAUAAAACACAAAACAACACUUUGGCUCAAUAAUGUAGACAGAUUAGAAAAUUCCGUGUCAGUUUGAAAAUUACAUUGCAAAAAUGGCGAAAUGGCUGUUGCUGUCACCGAGAUUACGGCAGUAUGCAUGCGGUUUCACCUGUUCAUUUAUGAAUGGUUAUUUGAGACCUGAUCCAGACCAAAGUGACCAUGUUUUCUGUUCAGUGCACGAAUCAUGCCUUGUGGUUCGGUUACGCGCAAGCCCAUUGGCCGUUCGGUUCUCCGAAUUCGAGUGUUAUACCGUUGAAUGCCUUGUCUAUGAUACGGUUUCUCACCGUCCGACUGUUUUCCGUCAGCCUUCCAUUUAGUAACCUGGGUGAGAUGAGUCGGUUCACUUAGUUUACUACAGUUGCGUUUUGUAGUGUGUGGUUACCGCGAUGCUCCUCGUAGUAUGAGGUAUGUUGCUAAACUCGCUGACUUUGUUGACGUGGACAUCACGAUGAUGAGGUAACAACUUCUUUUAAGGUCCAACCUAGGCCUUCUGCUAAUGCUUUCCUCUUGAUUAGUUCAGCCUGUUUUGGGUGCAUAGAUGUUUGAUGAUCCCCAAUUUGGCCCCGGCGCAUAAACUUCGUAUAAGGAGUCCAUAGCCCGAGCUCCUGUAGCCAUGAAAAGUUUGUACUUGGGUUUUUGGACAUUGAUUCGAAGGAACAGUGUUGAACGACUUGAGUAACUUCAGAGUCUGUCAACUUCCGCGCUGGAGGUGUUGGAUUUGGAUUUUUUGUUUGAUGCAAAAAUUCUUCGAUUUUUCUGACAGUUUUCAUCGGGUCGCACUUCAAUUCCUCAUAGCGGACAAUAAGAACUCUGGGCGAAACUUUUGCGGAUCUUGUUGCAGCUGCCAUUAGGUAUCCUUUGACAUGCUCCGUCCACGGACUAUAUGGUAGUUUGUCCUGCAGAAAUCGCUCAACAAAACCCUGAAGUCCUUCCUUGUUGCGGUAACCAGCAGGGAUGAAACACCGGGCGAAAUGGUAAUAAGAUACAGCCACGUCACGCGGGUCACGUACAAUGUAGAUCAGACGAGCGGCCUUCC